AUGAGCUCAAUCCAGAUUCCCAUCGACGCGAUUACCUCGCGAUUCGGAGAUCGGUUCAACAGUCUUCGCUCCCAAUCACUGGGAUCACGGUUUGCCAAUCUUCGUCCAAUUUCUGAGUUUCUAGACUUCAAGCGACUUUCAAAGCCUGCCAAUUUUGGCGAAGCCCAAAGCCGGGUCAACUACAAUCUGUCCUACUUCUCGAGCAACUAUGCCGCCAUCUUUGUGUUGCUCAGUAUCUACAGCCUCUUGACCAACCCGCUGCUACUUUUUGUCAUCUUCCUGGUCAGUGGUGGCCUUUGGGGCAUUGGAAAACUUGGCGGCCGUGAUCUCGACCUAGGAUUUGCCCGAUUUAAUACCUCUCAACUCUACACUGGACUGCUAAUUGUCGCGGUGCCCCUGGGUUUCUGGGCUUCUCCCAUUGCCACGUUUCUCUGGCUCAUUGGAGCUACUGGUGUGACUGUAUUCGGUCAUGCCGCGUUUAUGGAUAAGCCUAUUGAGAAUGCUUUUUCCGAGGAGGCGGUCUAGGUG
Molecule: messenger RNA, 528 nt
Organism: Aspergillus nidulans FGSC A4
Lineage: Eukaryota; Fungi; Ascomycota; Eurotiomycetes; Eurotiales; Aspergillaceae
Product: putative COPII vesicles protein Yip3
Exons: 1
Coding region: 1-525 (174 amino acids)
Biological process (GO): endoplasmic reticulum to Golgi vesicle-mediated transport
Cellular component (GO): endoplasmic reticulum; peroxisome; COPII-coated ER to Golgi transport vesicle
Source: RefSeq, a predicted model, not a curated record